Messenger RNA from Strongylocentrotus purpuratus (purple sea urchin), 2950 nucleotides. Its product is annotated as neuropilin-1. Bases 233 to 2740 code for a protein of 835 amino acids. Lineage: Eukaryota; Metazoa; Echinodermata; Echinoidea; Camarodonta; Strongylocentrotidae. The record is from RefSeq and is a predicted model, not a curated record. The transcript is spliced from 20 exons.
AUAUUGACUGGCAGGGGGUGUAAUAUAACAUUGUUUAGACCGUUUAGAUCGUAUUGCACCGUGGUUUUUAUAGAUAUAAUAUCAACUUCAGGUAGCUUGAAUGAAUUAUAAAUGGUCCUCAGAUGGAUGAUCAAAACACUUGUAGGACAGACAGUGUAGUCUCUACGCCUCUUUACUUCAUUUAAGUGUGUACUAUUUUAUAUUUUCGAGUGAUUUUCUUGGCGCCUCAGCAAUGGAUCAUGACACAAUUACUUUGCUUUUGGUCCUUUUAUCACUCUGUUGGACUGGAGGGCAAUGUGGAACAAAUGUCGUGCAGGUCCCCAUCGGACUAGAAAGUGGGGCGAUAUCAGCUUCGAGUAUUACAGCUUCUAGUCAGCGGGACGUGACAGAGGGUCCUCAGAGGGGGCGGCUACACAUGGCUGCAGUAGAAAAACAGGGUGGAGGCUGGGUCGCCAGAAAAGCUAAUAAAAAACAGUGGAUUCAGGUUGAUCUGUUAACUCCGUACCGCAUUACCGGAGUGGCAACGCAAGGUCGUUUGGGUGAAGAACGAUGGGUAACCAGCUUCAAGAUUGCCUGCAGUACGGACAACAAUAUCUUUGAUACAGUGAAAGACGCCGUCGACCCCGAAGCUGACAAAAUAUUUCCUGCCAACAGUGACGGCAACACCGUAGUGUUCAACGCCUUGCCCGCGGUUAUUUUUUGCCGGUAUGUCCGUCUAAUACCUGUCACCUGGCAUACUUUUAUUGCACUGCGUAUGGAGCUGUAUCAAGAAGGCAGUGUAACAGGAACAGAUGCCGAGCAGGUUCCUAUCGGACUGGAAGGUAGGGCGAUACCAGAUUCGAGUUUUACAGCUUCUAGUCAGAAAAACAGUAUAUUUAACCCUUGGAGGGGGCGGCUACGCAUAGCUGCAGAGCAUAAACGGAGUGGAGGCUGGGUCGCAAAAAAAGCUGAUAUCAAUCAGUGGAUUCAGGUUCAUCUGUUAACACCGUACCGCAUCACUGGAGUGGCAACGCAAGGUCGUUCGGAAGAGUCCCAAUGGGUAACCAGCUUCAAGAUUGCCUGCAGUUCGGACAAUGUGAUCUUUGAUACAGUGGAAGACCCCGAUAACACCAACGCCGACAAAAUAUUUCUUGCCAAUAGUGACCGCAACACCGUAGUGUUCAAUCCCUUGCCCGAGGCCAUUUUAUGCCGCUAUUUGCGUCUAAUACCUGUCGCCUGGACUGGUUUUAUUGGAUUGCGUAUGGAGCUGUAUCGAGAAGGGACUGUAACAGGUCCCAUCCAGGAUGCUAGCCCUCUAGGCCUAGAAAGCGGGGCUAUCCCAGAUUCGAGCUUGACAGCUUCUAGUGGGUGGGAUGCUGAUGAAGGUCCUUCUAGAAGCCGGUUAAACAUAGCUAGAGUCGGAACCCUGAGCGGAGGAUGGUCUGCAGUAACAAACGAUUUGCGGCAGUGGAUUCAGAUUGAUCUUUUAGCUACGUACAGCAUCGUAGGAGUGGCAACACAAGGUCGUGAGGAUUUGUCCCAGUGGGUAACAAGCUUCAAGAUUGCCUGCAGUAUGAAUAGUGUUAGCUUUGAGACAGUGAAAGACCCCACUAACACCGACAACGACAAUAUCUUUCCCGGCAAUACUGAUCGAAACACCGUGGUUUACAAUCGCUUUCCCGUGCCAAUGUCGUGUCGAUAUGUUCGCCUUUUACCUUACACAUGGCAUGAACAUAUUUCCCUUCGUAUGGAGUUCUUUGGAGAACUCCUUGCAUCAACUGACGCAUCAACAACCAUGGACACCACGAUGAACGAAUUACAGACUACUGCAGGUGAGACUACUGCUUAUUCGGAGACGAUACAAGGCGAUCAGGGAACGACCAGGACAGCAUCAACAACCUUGAAGACAUCAAGUGAAGGAACUGUCGCUAUGACCGCACCGACCAGAGCAACGCCCCCAUGGCUUCAAGCAUCAACUGACGCACCAACAACCAUGGACACCACGAUGAACGAAUUACAGACUACUGCAGGUGAGACUACUGCUUAUUCGGAGACGAUACAAGGCGAUCGGGGAACGACCAGGACAGCAUCAACAACCUUGAAGACAUCAAGUGAAGGAACUGUCGCUAUGACCGCACCGACCAGAGCAACGCCCCCAUGGCUUCAAGCAUCAACUGACGCACCAACAACCAUGGACACCACGAUGAACGAAUUACAGACUACUGCAGGUGAGACUACUGCUUAUUCGGAGACGAUACAAGGCGAUCGGGGAACGACCAGGACAGCAUCAACAACCUUGAAGACAUCAAGUGAAGGAACUGUCGCUAUGACCGCACCGACCAGAGCAACGCCCCCAUGGCUUCAAGCAUCAACAAACAUGGACACCACGAUGAACGAAUUACAGACUACUGCAGGUGAGACUACUGCUUAUUUGGAGACGACACGAGGCGGUCAGGUAACGACCGGGACAGCAUCAACAACCUUGAAGACAUCAAGUGAAGGAACUGUCGCUGUGACCGCACCGACCAGAACAACGCCCCCAUGGCUUCAAGGUCUGCUGCGUGUUUUAGCGGAUAUGAACGAGACAGAAACCGUAGUUUUUGCAAUUUCGACGACCAUAACGGUGUAUUUCACAUUUCUCAUGCUUGCUCUCCUUCUUCGCUGCAUCGCCCGUGGGAAUAAAGGAUUACACAAAAAAGAGGUGGAACUAGACCAAAAACGCCCCCACCGGAUGUAUGAGCUAGUCAGAAUCCCUUCAUGAUGACUGCAGUAUCGCACCAACGAUGACAAAACCAAAUUACGUCUAAUUUUUACUUUGCAUUCAUUGCCAGUUUUACAUGAAUGAAAGACAAAGCUAAACGUGGAAGACGAUUUUUCUCGCGAAUUUGCCCCUUGCAAUUCGAUGAAACCUCGAGAUGGAAUAUGUACAAUAUGUUAAAUAAAAUGUCUUUUUGAGGAUAACUAAUUGAAA